This is a messenger RNA of Dermacentor silvarum, 1219 nucleotides long. Its product is annotated as (3R)-3-hydroxyacyl-CoA dehydrogenase. The transcript has 4 exons. Gene Ontology annotation, molecular function: oxidoreductase activity. The record is from RefSeq and is a predicted model, not a curated record. NCBI's taxonomy places the organism in Eukaryota, Metazoa, Arthropoda, Arachnida, Ixodida, Ixodidae. Bases 117 to 944 code for a protein of 275 amino acids.
UAUAAUGCUUGCCUGUUUAAGUUAAAAUCUCAUUAAGUCCGCUGAUAGGCUCUGGGAGACAAGAAGUCGGCGCUGUUAACCCGUCUAUUUUAUUUCCAACCUAUAGUUAGGCCACGAUGGCUCCAGCAGUCACGUCGUUGAAUGGACGCCUGGCUUUGGUGACGGGGGGCGCUAGCGGCAUUGGCGAAGCGGUCUGCCGCGCCCUGGCUUCCGAAGGUGCCACUGUGGUGAUUGCCGACAGGCAGCUGGAGAGCGCCAGGAGAGUGGCCCAGUCUUUACCAGGUGAGUCGGAGUUAUUAGGAGAUUGCGAGUACAGCCAUGGGCGGAUCCAGGGUGAGGCCGAGCAUCAUACCGUGUACGCAGACGUCAGCGACUCGUCCUCGGUGGAGCAGUUGUUCGCUGACAUCAGGAGCAAGUUCUCGCAACCGCUGAGUAUAGUCGUCAACUGCGCCGGUAUCUUGCUCUCGGCGCCGAUCACCGACUGCAGCGACGAACUCUUCGAUGACGUCAUCAGGGUGAAUCUUAGGGGCACCUUUCUGGUGAAUCGGGGAGCCAGCCGCGAUAUGCUGCGCUCCGGUAUACCACUGCCCCAAGGUGGAGCGGCCAUCGUGAAUGUAGCCAGUAUCACGGCCAACAGUGGCUGGUACCACAACUGUGCGUAUGCCGCUUCCAAGGCCGGGGUCGUGGCUCUCACCAAGUCCGCUGCGCAAGAAUUAGCGGCUCACGGUAUUCGCUGCAACGCCGUGCUGCCCGCCAUGACAGACACGCCCAUGUCAGCCAGCGCUGGCGAAAGCCACAAAGCCAUGGCCGUUGCUAGGAUACCACUCAAGAGGGUCGCUCAGCCGUGGGAGGUAGCAGAGGCUGUCAAAUUCCUUUGUUCACCGACUGCUAGUUCCUUUAUUACGGGAACAACACUCGAGGUCACUGGAGGUUUCGGCAUGUGAUUACACUUGGUCGUGCCACAUUGAGCGUGCGCUCAGGCCAAAUUCACGUGUCUGUUUUGUUCCCCUAUCUUUCCCUGUUUUCUCUGUUACGCGCUUGUCUGUAUUGAAUUUCCGCGAACGUUUGUUCUAUCUUCAGCAUGAAGAAGACGCAGACGUGGCUGUAAUCAUGUAUAUGAAUAAAGCAAGAGUGCUAACGUACUGUUCAGUUCAGCUCCUCUGCUGCUGCCCAAAUGCAAAAGGGUGGCUGCUUGGGCUGGUUGGUGAAACAUUGUUUA